AUGACAACUCCAGAUGCCUUUCGAGAUGCGGAGUACAUCGCUGACGUGUCCGGCAUAUCUUAUGGAAGCGUCGCGAACCUCACCGAGCAAGAUGCUAAUGUGUUGCCUCGCGAGAAUGAGCGCAUGAGAAAGCUGCAGUCGGCUGCCAAGGUCGCGUUCAUUGAUCGUUUACUUCGCGACCUUGAUAUCCUGAUUUACUGCGAGCUAUCUGCGCUCUAUUACAUGGAUUGCUCAGUCAUACUCUUCGCAAUCCGUGCUAUAGUGCAGUUGAUAUUCUUCACCCCCAAAGCCCCUCCUUUUGAUCCGACGCGGAAUCAACCCUUCAUCGGAGCCAUCUUCGUCAGUAACAUCUUUUGUAUGAUCUUCCACAACUUCUUCAGCCGUCCCGAGGCCGGCGAAGCUACUAGAGGGUAUCUUCAUGGAGGGUUGUUGAUCGAUUUCAUCGGACAAAAAGCCCCCAUUUCGCUAUUUCGGCUAUUGUUGCUCGAUUUUCUUGUGCUGAUUCUCGAUCUCGUCAUGCUGGGUCUCAUAGUCGAAAGAGUGAGAACAACAGGGCAAACGACCCCUACUUCUACAGAAACGCCCAGAGUACAAGACCAUGACUCGGAGGAAAGAGGCGUCCAUAGGACUCGACCCGAAUCGCGGUCUUCCGGUGAUGGUGCUGAGCUUGAUGAGACCGACGGCCAUGUUACCCAUGCAAAUGCCAGUGUAGAUGAACAGGCGGAACAUACACAAUUAUUGGCAGACCCGUCAGAGGGUGGCCAUACGCCUGGUGCGAAGAAUAGCCACCCUCUGGACACAUUCUCCUCAGGAGAGGCUGUGAUCAUGGAUCUUGGCUUCUUUGAUGUCAUACGUGACCAGUGGAAAUAUAGUACGACUACUCCGCCGGCAGGAACAUCUUCGUACAUACCGUCCGACCAGACGGCGGCUUUUCUACGAGCAAGAUUUGGACUGCAGGUCGGGCCUGACGGUCGUGUUCAGCGGAUAGAAUCCUGA
Molecule: messenger RNA, 996 nt
Organism: Aspergillus fischeri NRRL 181
Lineage: Eukaryota; Fungi; Ascomycota; Eurotiomycetes; Eurotiales; Aspergillaceae
Product: DSC4 family protein
Exons: 2
Coding region: 1-996 (331 amino acids)
Biological process (GO): SREBP signaling pathway; protein processing
Cellular component (GO): Dsc E3 ubiquitin ligase complex
Source: RefSeq, a predicted model, not a curated record